AGGCGGGGUAAACUUCGUUAUCAACACCUAAAACUUUUCAUAAAAUUAAUAAUUGAAUGUUCUAUUAAUAAUGUCACAUUGAACACACGAUAGGUGUUACUAAGGAAGCUUCAAGAGGCGGCGCUUGUUGUGAGGGGAGGUAAUUCGAUAAUCAAAAUGAGCCGUUCGUCAACUUCUGGCUAUCUUAUAGCUGUGUAUAUUGUCGUGCCAGCUGUGGUGAUCCUACUCGCCGUACUACUACUAUACAUCUAUUGUACUAAGCGACAUCGUCUCAAUUGGUACCAAAAGACAUUGCUUGAGGAAUAUGACAACGGAACUCUGGGACCGCUCUUGUCAGAAGGGUCAAAGGCUGGCCUGAUGUCAGGAAAAGGUCGUGGAAUGAGAUCUAGUAGCUUAAAGACUGAAUGGAUGAUUUACGUGAAAAAAAUGGGAUCAAGUCCCAGCUCUCCGACAAAUGAUACAAGUGAAAAGUUUUGGGUUCCUCCUGCUGUUUUGGAACGUAAACGAGCACAAAGUUUGGUGCCAUCACUUUCAAGACAGGAUUCCGAUGAAGAAAUUAGUUCGGGAGUAUGUACACCCGCGUCCAUUCCGGGAUUACGUGAAUUCAGCUUCAAUUUUCCCACAGAAAAGAUUGUCACCCCCAUUAUGAGUGUGGAUGGGUUACCAUCUACGCCGCCUCCUGCUUAUACUUCUAGAAGGCGAGCUUCGAUGCAUGAUGCUAUUGACUUAACCAAAAUAGAUGCAAGGCUUUAUGAGAAAAAGCCUUUGGUUCGGCAAACAUCGGUGACAUCAAUUCAAGAGGACAACCUCGGAAAUUUACAUUUUAGUUUAGAAUAUAAUAAAGAAACUUUAAUCUUGACUGUUCGUUUAAUACAAGCUCAGGACUUGGUGCCCAGGGACUGUAGUAGUACGUUAGACCCCUAUUGCAAGGUGUCGUUGCUUCCCGAUCGCCGAGGGGACUUACAAAGUAAAAUUCAUCGUAAAACAUUAAACCCUAUAUUUGAGGAGGAUCUAAUGUUCGAGAUUGGUGCUAAUAAACUUCCAUCCACCGUUCUGGAAAUCUUAGUGUACGACUAUGAUCAGUUCUCACAAGAUGAGUGUAUUGGACAGCUUCGGGUUUAUUUGGAUAGUUUGGAUUUAAGUGAAAAAAUCAUUUUAUGGAAAGGAUUACUACCUCCCGACAAACCAAAAGAUCAUGAAGACCUAGGCGAUAUAAUGUUUUCAAUGUCCUAUCUACAAAGUGCUGAAAGGCUGACGGUCGCUGUGACAAAGGCUAGAAAUUUACGACAUCCUGAGGAUGGCAAGUUAUCGUUAGAUCCAUAUACCAAAGUUACAUUAAUUUUACCCAAUAAAAAGGCAAAGAAGAAGAAAACGAGCACAUCACAUAUCAAUUGUAACCCGGAGUGGAAUGAAGCACUUGUUUUUAAUUUACCGAACGAAUCACUAGACACUAUAUGCAUUGAUAUUGCCGUGUUUCACGAUAAUAAAAUAGGCAAUGAUGAGUUACUUGGGCGAGUGAAAUUAACAUCUGAAUCAGACGGGGAUGAGAAAGCUCAUUGGCAGGAUUUGGUGGAUUCUAAAUGUGCUAUGGCGCGAUGGCACCAUCUGUCCUGACAUAAGGUUGGUGACUGUGACGACAAAUCUGAUACACCUAUGUGUUGGUAAAGUUUCGUCAGUGGAAACAUAAGUUCCUGGGCACCUUGGUCAUUCUCUCUCAAAAUAAGCACUUGUUUCACACAAAGCUGUAUGAUAAAGUAAGGUAACACAAACACACAAAACGUAGUAAACUUAUAAUCGACACGAUAAGUGAUUAUCAGGUUAAUGAAUGAGGGAUUAGAUUAAAAAGAUUGUAUUAAAAUAACCCACGGGCCGUUGAAGAACCGUGCGUAAAUAGCUUUGUGAACAUUGGCAAUUCUAGAAAUUGAUCUUUUAAUUUUCGACAACGUCAACCCUAUGUACCCUAAUAAUAAGGUGAUAUCAAUGGUAAGUUGAUAAAUACCUAAGAUAUCUUAGUUAAUGUAUUCAGAGAGCUACAAGAACACUAAUAAUUUAACAUUUUGUAAGUUUGAUUUUUUUCCCAUUUUGAUUACACUAGGGAUUGAUGGUAUCGUCUCUAUAAACAAGUAGUUAGAAAAAUUAUUGGGUCGUGCAAUUCCUAAUGGAUAUGUUUCAUAUGGUCGUAAGUUAUUAUCCAUAUUCUUAUCUAUAUUACGAUAAUAGCCACAGAAGCCAAUUAAAGAUAAUUAGACUUCCGUUAUUAAGAGGACCUGCGAGCACAUAUUUCCCCUGAAUUAUCUCACUAAAUUAUCGGACACCAUAAUCAUAUUAUAUAUCUCCAAAAGCUAAACAACCGUGGCUUCUAGAUUUAUGAAAACUAAUACCAAUAAUUGAUCACUUAAUUUUGUUCAUAAAUCUGAAAAGAAGUGCCAAAAUCAAACUGGCAGUCGAUAAUGUCUGAUAUACGAAUACAGCACUAGUAAUGCAGCUUUCGUAUAUAAUUUAUUCGCUAAUUCUCGAAAACUUGAAAAAGAGAUCGAGGAUUAACCCGUUUAAUAAACUUUAAAAGUUUGUGGGUUUGUUUAUUAGAUUUAACUAGAGAUUAUUUAGAAAGAGAAACCGGGGUUUUCAGGAACUUGGCUAAUCAAAGUAGUUAGUUUAAAAGCACUCCUGAAAGUAUCCCAGUCCUAGAGAUCAAGAGCAUCAAUAACAGGGCUUUGGGUUGUGCGUGGAUGUUAGAUCCUGGAUUGUCUGGAAACUCUAUUAACAAGUUUUGUGUCGCAGUCACUAGAUUUAUUUUUAAUACUUUUUUUGAACCCAGUGUACACGGGUUCCUUAUUUUUAAUGGGAAACACUACUCACAGAUCUGUAAAUAUGGUGGAAAGUCGUAUACAAAUAUAUUGUGUAAUUUAAGCCUGUUCUGUUUACAGAAUAAGUAUUGACAUAAACAGUACGGAACAAACUGUUGAUGAUAUAAAUGGCACGGAAUAAGCCGAUGAUAUAAACAUCACCGAAUAAGCUGUUGAUACAAAUAGUAUGGGAAAGGCUGUUGAUAUAAACAGUACGGAAUAAUAUUAUACUUCAACCGUCAAUUAUUUGAGAACUAUUCACUUUGAAGUGAAUAAUAUAGAGCAUCGAUAAUUUGUAUAAUCAGGUAGUCUGAUAUCCAUCAAAUACGACAUCCAAAUACGACUAAAAGCUGUCCACUACCGGGACGUUGAAUCACUUAUUAAUUAAGAUAACUAAUCAUUGUAAUAUAUUUUGUCCUCUCUGUAUAUUUCGCACGGUAUAUUUUCGUGUAUGGAAACCCUAAAUAAGUGAUAAAUUGUCUUUAUAUAAGUGGGCGCACCUAUUGGGUUAAAACGUUUGUGUGCACUGGCAGUUGGAAAUCGAUAUAAGAGUAGGCGGUGGCGUCGCUGUCCAAGCAAAAUUGUCCUCAUAGCACACCGCAUGGCGUAUGUCAAUCUUCAAUAUUGCGGUUGGUGUAGAAAAUAAGGACGUUAAACACAUUUCAUUCCAUCUCAUAAUCUGUUGUGGUGUACUUUUUAUAUUAAAUAAGGGAGAUGCCUUUCGCGUUCUGAAACAUCAUAACAAGUUUGAUAAUAGAGCUACUUGGCUAGAGACACCAAUUACAAUAGAAAUAUAUAUGAUUUCAGUUUUGAUUUUCCUAAAUACUGGUCAUAAGUGCUCAUCUUUGGGUUUCAAAAUUAAAGAGCAACACUUGAACGCCAAAGCAAUUAAUAUAUUCAUAUUGAUAAAAUUAAAGCAAAUGCAAAUUUUAUUAGGAUUGUAGAGCUGUGCCGACAUUUAAAGUUGAUUCCAUCAAAGAUUUUUACUUAAGUGACCAUUGAUUUGGAGAAGCCGCGUUGGAUUUCUCAAUCAUUGUUCGAAUUCGAAGAAGAGAUGGCAGCGGUCUGGCAACUCUUUUCGUCGCAUUGUGCAUAUCACAGAAAUAAAAUUACUUCAUAUCAGUCUCAAAAUGACCAAAGGAAAGUGUCGACAAAGCGUUAAACACCAUUCCAUUUAACUGUUUGGUUUGCAUUGUGGCACCACUGACCACACGUAAUUAUAUAAAGACAUACAUGUAAUUAUUUGUAGAUAUAUAAUUAACAAGGAUAUAUAUUUUGUAUAUGUAUAGUUGUAUAUUGAACAUUGUUAAUCUAAGUACAACAUUGACCCCCUUUGUCAUAUCUGUGAAUUAUGGAUUUUUUAUAUGUAGAUAAUAUAUUGUAUAAACAACCCCAAAACGUGCACGAAUAUAUUUUAUUGUUAUAUUUUCUAUACAUGUGUGUUCUUUAAUAACCUUUUUUUGUUAUUUAGGUAUGCAUCAUUUGGAGGGUUUUUUGUUAAUGGAUUCGACGCUUUAACACCAUCAUUUGAGGGAAUUUAAAAUCAUUACUCUUUAGCACCAUUUGGAGGGAAUUUGUUUUAUAUCAUAACGCUUGAACAACAUUAGGAGGGAAUUUGUUUUAGAUUAUAACGCUUUGGCAUCAUUUAUUUUAGAUUAUAACGUUUUAGUGCCAUUAAAUUGGGAGGUUUAUUUUAGUGAGGGUUACGACAUUUUAACACUGUGGGAUUUGUUGUUUUAUUCCAGCCGUUAAUUGCAUAUUACAACGGAUUAUUCUUUACAGAAGAAAUAACUUUGAUAUGGUUUAGCUUGUUCUUAUUCUCAUUACACUUUGGAAUGUUUCUCUUUAAACAAAAAUAUAUACGAACAGUUUUAAAAUGGCGCGUUGUCUUCAUCCAAUAAAAAAAUAAUAUUUUUAUAUAAAAAAACACCUCGCAUUAUUUUAUUUGUUUGAAAUUGUCAACUUGAGUCAACAUUUAUUAAAUAUAUAAUUCCUAUCUUCCGACUUCUUACACUAGGGUAAGUGCUUAACGCUGUGGGUGAAUCGAUGGGGAUUAUUUUUAAUUCCUUUAAUACCUAUACAGCUAAUCGAAUCUGUCCUAAAUGAUUUUCUGAAAUUAUAAUUACAUGUUUCCU
Molecule: messenger RNA, 4981 nt
Organism: Patella vulgata (common limpet)
Lineage: Eukaryota; Metazoa; Mollusca; Gastropoda; Patellidae
Product: synaptotagmin-5
Exons: 5
Coding region: 157-1614 (485 amino acids)
Biological process (GO): cellular response to calcium ion; calcium-ion regulated exocytosis; regulation of dopamine secretion
Cellular component (GO): membrane
Molecular function (GO): phosphatidylserine binding; calcium-dependent phospholipid binding; SNARE binding
Source: RefSeq, a predicted model, not a curated record